CAUAACACCUUCCUGUCAUCUCUCUGCACACACUGGGGCCUCAGCCACAGACAGCAGCUACCCGCCUGCCCACCUCCUUCCUUCUCCGGCCAGGAGGACUUCUGCGGAGCCAGGUAGUAGGGGCAUGAAGGGGGAACCUGCUCCAGAACUGGGUUGUUGCCACAAGACCAAACCCCUGAGCAGAACAGGGAGCACCCUGUCCCCCAGUCUGGACUUCCAGGCUUGCAAAGGUGACCAGGUCUCUCCAGUCUGUAGGCCGAUUCCAGACACAGUGGACAUUCAUGGCCCACCCUGUGCCAGCUGGCUGUGCCCCUCUCCACUGGUACCAGCCAGGUCUGCCCUGCUGGCCUGCUCCCAGGGCCCGGACCUCUACCUAUGCACUCCGCAGCUGGCACCCCCAAGCACAGCCCCACAGGGUCUCAGAGAGGACUCUUUGAGCACAAAGCACCAGCCACCAGGGCCACAUGCUGGCUCCCCCAACGACGAGAAACUAACAGCCAAGUAUCCUCUGAGCAGGGACGAGAUGGGAAGCCAGGAAGAAAGAGCUGACGAGGGGGUCCCCUGCCCAUCCUUCUCUCCUUACAGCAGCUCUUCCUCAACCCCCUGGCAGAAUAGAAAGAACCCCAACCCCUUGGCUUUCUGCCCCUGCCCCUCGCCUACUUUCAUCUCCAAAGAACUCCCAUUUCACCUUCAUCCCCUCUGUCCUGAGUAUCCAUUUCUCCUGCCCCCACCUUACCUGUUUGCCUAUGGGGCCCCACCUUCUGUCCAAUGUCACCCCGUCUUCAUGUUGCCACAAGACACCUCCUACCCCAUCAGGGCUGUGCCCAGCUUGCUGAUGAGUGUCAGUGAGUCUGGGCACCACAGCUCCUGGGGUGAGAUCCUGCAUCCUUACCCAGGGGCCUUCCAAGCCUCUGGCCAAACCCAACUCCCCCAGGCAUGGAUUCCAGGCCCUGGAGCCGCCAGGACCUACUCCCAAGGGCCAGAGCGUGCUGGCAGCGUGGUUCCAGCAAAGCGGACUCCACUGGGCUCCCGGGCAGCCCUGCCUUACCCGCUGAAGAAAGAGAAUGGCAAAAUCCUGUAUGAAUGCAAUGUGUGCAGCAAGAGCUUCGGGCAGCUCUCCAACCUCAAGGUCCAUCUGCGUGUGCACAGUGGGGAGCGCCCGUUCCAGUGUGCCCUGUGCCAGAAGAGCUUCACCCAGUUCGCCCACCUGCAGAAGCACCACCUGGUGCAUACUGGGGAGCGGCCCCACAAGUGCCCGAUAUGCCACAAGUGCUUCAGCAGCUCCAGCAACCUCAAGACCCACCUGCGCCUGCACUCGGGUGCCCGGCCGUUUCAGUGCAGUGUCUGCCCCAGUCGCUUCUCCCAGCACAUUCACCUGAAGCUGCACCGUCGGCUGCACGAUCCACUGCCCUGUAGCCUAGCUCACACCCACCUGCCUCUGGCAUCUCUCACCUGCCUUGCCCGGUGGCACCAGGGGGCACUAGAUCUUGUGACAGUGCCAUCACAGGGGCAGAGGGGCUGGGAUUCAGACAAGAUCAAGGUGCCCUCAGCAUCUCAGGGAAAGGAAGGGCAGUCAGCCUAAGUCGUGGUGUCUGGACUGCCCUGGGGAGGGCUCGGGGCAGAGCAAUUAAAGGAUUUUCUCUACAA
Molecule: messenger RNA, 1647 nt
Organism: Phyllostomus hastatus (greater spear-nosed bat)
Lineage: Eukaryota; Metazoa; Chordata; Mammalia; Chiroptera; Phyllostomidae
Gene: ZNF683
Product: zinc finger protein 683
Exons: 6
Coding region: 125-1582 (485 amino acids)
Biological process (GO): regulation of transcription by RNA polymerase II; cell fate commitment
Cellular component (GO): nucleus; cytoplasm
Molecular function (GO): histone deacetylase binding; DNA-binding transcription factor activity; RNA polymerase II cis-regulatory region sequence-specific DNA binding
Source: RefSeq, a predicted model, not a curated record